Messenger RNA from Hymenoscyphus albidus, 557 nucleotides. The record is from the annotation of a GenBank genome assembly. Lineage: Eukaryota; Fungi; Ascomycota; Leotiomycetes; Helotiales; Helotiaceae.
AUGGCAGGUCUUAGAGGGCCAUCAGUUGACUUAGAACGUGGAAAGACGCCAGAACAACCAAGUCCAGCCGCGGUGAAAGGUCUUGGAUAUACCAGUGUCCAAGCUAAAGAUCCCCAUAGAAGCACAAAUUUAGGAAGCUUCUCUGUACAUAUGAUGUCGGGAAGCAGGCUUACAAAAAACCACAGCUUAACGUAACAAGCGACGUACUACCAACGGCAUACCAAUCGCCAGGUCCCAAUCCCAUGGAACGUGAUGCAAAUGCGCCACAAUUUUACACCCCUCCUCAAUCAGAACUGUUGAUUCCACCUGCUGCAGCAUACUACAGAUCGAAAACCCCUCAUUACAACCAGCAAUCCGACUAUGCCAUAGAAAGUAGAUUGCCGCAAAAGCAACGGAACAUCAGGUAUACGAACAAUGAUUAUGGUCAGGAAAGAGGACCUCGUCGGAAAACCGAGAGUGGCACUUGUAAAAAGGCUCUUAUAGUCCUGGGAAUCGUCCACCUUAUUGUUGCUAUUAUUAUUAUUGCUGUAAGAGUCAUCACCACCGAUGGAAGGUGA